Dermatophagoides pteronyssinus (European house dust mite) is the source of this 2478-nucleotide messenger RNA. RefSeq names its product GTP-binding protein 2. Gene Ontology annotation, biological process: translational elongation. Lineage: Eukaryota; Metazoa; Arthropoda; Arachnida; Sarcoptiformes; Pyroglyphidae. The record is from RefSeq and is a predicted model, not a curated record. Gene Ontology annotation, molecular function: GTP binding; translation elongation factor activity; GTPase activity.
UUUUUUUUUAAAUAAAAUCGGCUGACUUUGACUCUCUUUGUUGCUAUGUUGUGCAUACUGCAGUAUAUUUGUCCUGAUACAGCUGAUGAGCUGUAUUUUUUUCUCCCUGAUAAACAUCUUUUGGAUAUUUUUUCACGGAUUUUAUUCAGUUGACUGCGCGCUUUUUUUAUUUAUUACGACGAUUCUCAACUAAUUAGUUUCUCUCGUUGUUUGUUUGUUUGUUGCCAAACAUCUGAUCUCGUUUAUUGUUUGUUUUGUUUUGUUUUUGUUUUUUUGGUUUUGGCGAACAAAAACAAAAUAAUAAUCCCACCAAACGACCCACUGAAAUUGACAUUCAAAUUUGGCGGUUAUUCGACAGCGAACGACGAAACAAUCAUUCAUUCAAUGACAUAAAACCAUUUUAGAAAAACAAAUCACCAAAAAACACCAAUAAUGAAUCCAUCAUUAUCAACUAUAUUCGAUUAUGGUGAUGAUAAUGAUGAUGAUAAUGGUCAAAAUGAUCUUCAUUUUCAUCAACAUAAUCAUCAUCAUCAUCAUCAAAAAUCAUUUCAAAAUCGAAGACAAAAUUCACAUCGACAUAUUAGACGAACAUCAACAAUUUCAACAUCAAAAUCACAUCAUAAUCUUUUACCUAUUGAUAAUGAUACAAUUCUACCACCCGAACAAGAACAAGGAAAUGUUGAAUAUAAACUUAAAUUAAUUAAUCCAUCACCAAAUCGUUUAGAACAUCUUAUUACGCAGAUGAAAUGGCGUCUUGAAGAAGGUGAUGGAGAAGCCAUCUAUGAAAUUGGUGUUGAAGAUAAUGGUGGUCUAAAAGGAUUAACCGAUGAUGAAAUAUCAUCAUCAUUACAAACAUUAAAUUUAAUGGCCAAUAAAAUCAAUGCAUCCGUAUCGAUAACACAGGAAAAAUUAAUUGAAUCAACUAGAAAUGAUAAUAAUCCAAGAAAAGCAUUAGAAGUUUUAGUGAAAAAAAUACCAAACGAUCGACAAGCAGCUGAAAUACGAAUUUCAGUUUUAGGUAAUGUUGAAACUGGGAAAAGUUCUUUAUUAGGUGUAUUAACACAAGGUGAACUUGAUAAUGGAAAAGGUCGUGCAAGAUUAAAUCUAUUUCGUCAUCGACAUGAAAUUCGUUCUGGUCGUACAUCAAGUAUUAAUAAAGAAAUUCUUGGUUUUGAUAAUCGUGGUCGACCGAUCAAAUAUUGUGAUUAUCAAACAUCGGAAGAAAUUUGUCAAUUAUCAUCAAAAAUUAUUGUAUUUAUUGAUUCGGGUGGUCAUCGAAAAUAUUUGAAAACAACCGUUUUCAGUUUAACAGCUACACAUGCUGAUUAUGCUAUACUUGUGAUUGAUGCAUUAAGUCCAUUAGAUUGUGGUACAAAUCUUUUACAUCUGAGUUUAGCCAUAGCACUUGAAGUUCCUAUAAUGGUUGUUAUAAAUAAAAUUGAUCUUUGUGAUCAAAAAAUGAUUGAUCAAAUUGUCAACAAUGUUCAACAAUUAAUUGAAUCAUCAUUUUGUAAGAAUAAAAAAUCCAUUACAAUCAAGAAUAAUAAUGAUAUUAUAGAUUAUUGUAAUAAUAAUAAUAAUAAAUUAAAAAAUUUGGUGCCUAUUUUUCUGAUCUCAUGUGUUAAUGGUAAUGGUUUGGAAUUAUUAUAUAAAUUUUUACAUUUGCUGGAACCAUCAUUAGAUUCAAUUGAUCGUGAUAAAUUAAUCAAACAAAAUUGUACUUUUCAGAUUGAUCAAACAUUCAAUAUACCAAAUCUGGGUGUUGUUGCAAGUGGUUUUCUUCGUUCGGGCCUAAUUGAAGAAGGUUCUGUACUAAAAGUUGGUCCAUUAGAUGAUGGUCAUUUUGUUGAUGUAUUCGUUACCAGUGUACAACGACAUAAAGUUAAUCGUCGUAUUGUUCGACCGGGUGAAAGUUCAACAUUAGCAUUGAAUUUAUUUAAAAAUUCUACAAUAACAAUGAAUGAUGACAAUGUAACCGAUUCAACGGCAACAAAAAACACUAAUAAUUCAACAAUAAUAUUAUCGAAAAUCAUUCGUAAAGGAAUGGUAUUGUUGAGCAAUGUUGAUCCGAAUUCAAUUUGUCAAUAUUUUCAAGCACAAAUAUAUUCAUUAUCAUAUUCAUCGGCUGUAAUAACAUUAGGAUCAUCAGCAAUUGUUUAUAUUGAAAAUGUUCGCCAAUCUGGUAUAAUAUUGGCAAUUAAACAUAAAGAACAAAUUUAUGCUGAUGAAUCGGCUACAGUUAUCAUUCGAUUUAUUCGUCGUCCAGAAUAUAUUCGUAAUGGUUAUCGUUUGUUGCUGCAAUUUGAACGAGCCAAAGCUAUUGGUCAUGUUACCAAAGUUUUUUUCUAAAUCAAAACAAAAAACUCACUCAUUCAGAUAAUUCUUCCAAAGCCGCCAUAUUUAACCCCACUAUUUAGACAUAAUUAAUUUUUUAAUUUGUUUUCAAAUUUAAUUUCUGUUUAAAUUAUAAUUUCGUUG